AAAGGGAUUUCCUGAGCUCCGUUCCUGGUUUACUACUAAGCCUUAGGAGAAGAGAGAUCAGUUCUUGACACCCACCACUCCCCUCCCAAAAAAAAGAAGAAGAAGAAGAAAGAGAGAAAAAGAUGGAGUCUUCUUGGCCUGAGAAUUUACCCUCACAUAGAAAGAAGGUAAUCGAUGAGCUACUUAGAGGUCAAGAAAUUGCAAAAAAACUUAAAUUUGUAAUGAGUAAAUCCACAGGGGAUGAUGGGUCUAUGUCUGCUGAGAAUCUUGUCAGGGAAAUCAUGAAUUCUUUCAACAGUACUCUUUCUAUAUUGAAUGGAGGUGGGUAUGAUGACGAUGUCUCUCAAACUCCAGCAACUACAAAAGUGUGUUCACCUCUUUGGGAUGGCCGCAAGUCAUCAGAGGAUUCCGGGGAGAGUAGCAAGAGCACUGCCACUGUGAAGGUUAAGGACAGGAGAGGAUGCUACAAGAGAAGAAGAAGCUCUCACUCAUGGACAAAUGAGACCUCCACUCUAACCGACGAUGGCCAUGCAUGGAGAAAAUAUGGACAGAAAAUGAUCCUUAAUGCCAAAUUUCCAAGGAACUACUACAGGUGCACCCACAAGUUCGACCAACAUUGCCAAGCAACCAAGCAAGUGCAGAGAGUCGAAGAAGAACCCCCUUUAUACCGCACAACAUAUCACGGAUAUCACACAUGCAAGAACUUGCUGAAGGCUUCUGAUCAAUUUGUCUUGGACCCGAUUGAUCACUUCCACACAGAUUCUUCCACUCUUAUGAGCUUCAACAACAGCAGCAAUCACCACCAGAUGAUGACAAACAAACAAAACCACCCAUUCUUUACCACAUCCUUCCAAUCAAUAAAACAGGAAUAUUACAACAAGGAGGACAAUGACAUGCCAGGUUAUGAUCCAACGAUCCACAAUAACCAAGCAUUAUCCUCCGAUUAUCUCUUGCCAACUGACGACCAUGAUCGCAUCUCUACUUUUGAUCAUGGAGAUCUGAUUUCUGGGGUCAACUCAUCUUGCACCACCAGUUCACAUAGCUUAGACAUUGAUAGCAUCAUGGCGGAAUCUGUUGGUUUCGGUGACGGCGGUGAUGUUUUAGGAUUUGAAUUUUGUGGAUAAUUUCGGUGCAUAAUUAUAUAUAUUGCAGCCUCUUUGUAUUUUCCAUGUACAAAUUAAGAUCAGCACUAGAACGUACGAACCAUGUAGCUGUACUGUAUCAUAGAAGUUGAAUAUCUUUCUUGUGUAGUUGAAAUUUGCCUUGAAAUUAAGAAAAUAAUCGGGGCCAGUACUUUUCAGUCUC
Molecule: messenger RNA, 1305 nt
Organism: Populus trichocarpa (black cottonwood)
Lineage: Eukaryota; Viridiplantae; Streptophyta; Magnoliopsida; Malpighiales; Salicaceae
Product: probable WRKY transcription factor 70
Exons: 3
Coding region: 123-1124 (333 amino acids)
Biological process (GO): regulation of DNA-templated transcription
Molecular function (GO): DNA-binding transcription factor activity; sequence-specific DNA binding
Source: RefSeq, a predicted model, not a curated record